AUGACUAUUUUAAUAUACAUUAUAGUAUUUGGAAUAUACCAAUCUUUAGCAAUUGAAUUUGACACUCAUUACCAAGUAGGUGGAACCUUGGCAUAUCCAAGUGUCGAAAAUGUAGGACUCAUGUCCCUCGUUGACAUCGAGUCCUUUAAUGUAACAACUAUCUGGAAUUCAAAUGACUUCUACUUAGAAACCUCGACCGUUACAGGGGAUAGUUAUAAUAUCUCCGCACUGAUCUCCAAUUGGGGAAAUUUCCAUGUUAUUUUAUCACUUGAGAAAGAAUUUUCCAUUCAAAAUGAAUGGAUAGACAAUUUUGGUUAUUACUCAGUUCAAAAUACGAAUGAAGGUAAAUUAUCAAUUGACUUUGAAUUUUUUAAUAAUUAUAAUCUAGCCCAUUUUGUGAAUGUCGAUGUCGUUGUCUUCAACGCUGUUGGCCCUGGAACCUUGUGUUUAAGAAACUCGAAUUUGGAAACCUGGUUCUUUCUGAAUGGUGGUUGUGCCGUGCUCGAGAAUAGCAUUUUUGAGACUGAAUGGUUUUAUGCUGAAAACAUCAUCUGUUUCUCUGGAGACUAUUCCGCGUUCAGGAUUGUAAAUCGGUAUGGUAAUUACUUCAGAGUGGCCGGAUUCGGAAUGCCUCAUAGUUAUAUCAAUAUAAUAAGUUAUGGGGAAUAUCAACAUUCUUAUGAGUCGGGCAGUUUAAAUAUUACGUUUGACUCUGGUCAGAUUUUCCUGUUAGAUAUUGGUCCUGGAUAUGAUGAAAGCAAUUUCACAUUCAAUAAUACCGAGAACGAGAUAAGGAUUGGGUAUAAUUCCAAUCUAGAACCUGGAAUGGGAAACGAAUGCCCCUGCUCAUGCGAUUUUGAAGAACUACCACAGUCUGCCCCAAGAGUAGGAGAAUCCUACACUUCUUUGACACCUGUCUUGGAAGAGCUGACAGAAGCUAUAAAAAUAGGCACAUACUUUCAAUCCGGAGGAGAGUUCGAAUAUGCUGGUGUUGAGAUUAAUGGACUAUUAUCACUCAUCAAUCCCGAUUCUAUUCGUUUGAGGCAACUUUGGAACCAUAAGGAUUUUUACGUCGAGUACACUGCCGCCCUUGAUUUUAUUUAUUAUUACGUUGUAGUGGUAAUCAAUAGUGGAAAUAUUCAUUUCAUUAUGUCAACUCAAAAUGACAAUCCGAUCCUGACUGGUUAUUUGAUUAAUUAUGGUUACUUUACGGUACAGAAUACGAAAGAUAAAGAGUUAGCUUUUUUAACUACAUAUUUCUAUAAUAAUGAUACUGCGUAUUUUUUCAAUACAUUGUCUCGUUGGGAUGAGGUUUAUAAUACUGGAGUCAUUUGCUCAACGGGAAACAGCUUUGAACCUAGGGCAUACAAGGGUGAAGGUGGCUGUCUAGUGCUUGAUCAUAGUAUUUUUGACAGUCCUAGUGUUGAAGGUGAUUGCUUCUUUUGCUUUUCAGGGGAAUAUUCUGAGAUUAUUGUUGAUAGUAUAAUAGGAGAUCCUCUCCAAUUAGCUGGGUUUGGAAGUCCCAAUUCAUAUAUCCGUAUAACGCAAGUUGGAUCUUUUGAUUCUUCUUACGAAUCAAAAGUUUUAAGUAUUACUUUUGAAUCUGGGAACAUUUUCGAAUUUGAUAUUGGCGCUGGAUAUGAUAGCAGUAAAUUCGUUUUUAACAGAACCGAGGAACAGUUAAGUAUUGGAUAUAGUUCAAAUCUCGAGCCUGGUGUUGGGAACGAAUGUCCUUGCUUGUGUGACAGGAUCAUACCUCAAUCUGCUCCAAUAGAAUAUCCAAGUGCUGAAUCGUCAGAAGCAGACAAUGAUCUGGAACAAUCAACCGAAAGUGUAGACUCAUUGGAAAGCACAAAGGAUCUUCAUUGGGAAUCUUCCAUUACUGAUGGGGUUGAAUCUUCGGGGCUGUCAGAAACCAGUAUUGCAGAAUCGACGACUGCAGAGUUAGUAACCCCAGUGCCUCCUAUUGGCGUAUCAAGUGAACCAUCGGUGACGUUGUCGGACCAGACUAAUCGACAAUCUGUUGUUGAAGUAUCUAGAGUUGAUGAAUUAUCUGUCAAGACACCUGCUAGAACUUUCACACUUACUACUAACAUAGCUGAUGACUAUGUCUCUGGAGAUUCUGACCAAGGGACCGUAAUUCAGUCUACGAUUUUUGACACCUCGGCUGUUUCUGAAAGUAGUGACAGUUUAGCAGCAAUAGCGGACCCUGAUGAAGGUGGUGUCUGUAGGCUUUCUAAUGGAAUCAUCUCGGUCGUAAUUAUCACGAUUUUUGAGGUGCUUGUUUUAUAUGUCUAA
This is a messenger RNA of Hemisphaericaspora subhashii, 2298 nucleotides long. RefSeq lists its product as uncharacterized. Lineage: Eukaryota; Fungi; Ascomycota; Pichiomycetes; Serinales; Debaryomycetaceae. The transcript has a single exon. Bases 1 to 2298 code for a protein of 765 amino acids. The record is from RefSeq and is a predicted model, not a curated record.